UGGGAUUCACGGUGUGUCUGGUUACCGUUUAGCUAAAGAGAAGAAGUUUACUGGGAAUAAAAGCACUGUUUGUGGUUCUCAACUGGGGUUUUCAUGUAUUUUUUGCUUUUUUUCACAUUGGCCUGUUUAUCGACAUGCUACUGUCGGACCGAAAACGAUGAGAAGGCUGAGAGCAUGUGUGGUCUUCUGAGGCAGAGUCUGACAUCAACAUCAGUGUCAGUGGAGAUCGACAAAAAGGGUUUCCACAGGGAUGUGGUAACCACUGUGGAGUUCAGUCCUGAUGGGCCCAGUGACCUUCAAGCUCUGGUGGUUCAUAAAUGGCCCCGAGGGAUCUACGUUGAUCCUUACCAACUUGCAUCACUAAGCGAGCACACUGACUGGCAGGUGUUACUAGAUUCAGCCAUUGACCUUGAGGUUCCUGCUCACAAGACUGUGGGACUGGUCGCUUUUGUGUUUCCCGCUCUGCAUGGACGAAUUCCCAGACUCCUAAAAGUUACAGUCCCGGUCCAUGGCCGCUACCAUGAACCCUCUUUUGAUGGUAAAAAGUUCACAUCUAUUGACUUAGACCCUCCUGAGUUGCUGCUGCGUACGGGCAAAUGUACACAGCUCAGCUACUUGGACCCUCAUACGAUUGUGGACGCCCCUUGCACUGCCGACAACUCAAGUAUAUGUCAGUGGGCUCGAAUCCAGCAUAAGCAGGGCCAGGCCAGUUUCCAGCUUCCAGUUGGUGAUGGGUUGUUGGUGAUCCCUGUAUGCAGUGCAACUCUGCUGGUGACACUGGUGUGCUGUGUGGCACUGGCAAAAACCGUUUGGAAACAUCAACUGUUUACACACUGAUUGUCACUGCAUCUUGUAUUAAACAACUUGGAUAUGAACCAUGAACACAGCAUCAUGGCACAGGGUUUUGUUGUUGUUUAAUAAAAUCACUUGAUUCUGCAGAUUUUGCAUUGCACUACUGGACACUGUUGGAUUUGUAGAUAAUGUUUUAAAUAAUCCGCGUAAAUAAACUAUGAAUCCUGUAAUACUAA
Molecule: messenger RNA, 1028 nt
Organism: Myripristis murdjan (pinecone soldierfish)
Lineage: Eukaryota; Metazoa; Chordata; Actinopteri; Holocentriformes; Holocentridae
Gene: pigx
Product: phosphatidylinositol glycan anchor biosynthesis, class X
Exons: 6
Coding region: 94-837 (247 amino acids)
Biological process (GO): GPI anchor biosynthetic process
Cellular component (GO): endoplasmic reticulum membrane
Source: RefSeq, a predicted model, not a curated record